Messenger RNA from Cuscuta epithymum, 1372 nucleotides. The record is from the annotation of a GenBank genome assembly. Lineage: Eukaryota; Viridiplantae; Streptophyta; Magnoliopsida; Solanales; Convolvulaceae.
GAUGACGUGGCAACCUCUUAGAGGCAGAACGGCCAGCAUAAAUCCAAAUACUUAAGGGAUAAUUAACAGCUUUCCAUUCAUUAACCGAUCAUUACCUCUCCCUCUUCUUCUCCUAUUCAUCCAUUCUCAAAAACAGAUGAGCUCAAAAUCGCAUUCGAAAAAUACGUCCGGACGAAGAUAUUAUAUUCAGAAGAACUGCCAAUUUCAGGAAGAUCUUUUCUGUUUUUAUCAUCUGUAACAAUUUUUUUCAAUUUUGAUUGAGUUUUUGCUUUCGUCUCUGCUAAAACGGAUUGCCGUGGAACCCUCCUCCACGGCGGAGAGAGGAGGGAGAGACGACGUCGUACUCAUUCCGGCGGUAGCCAUGAAAUUGUAAUGAUUCGAAAUUAGCAGUUUGUUUGAGGAAAUCUGGUGGAAGGGAAGGGAAGGUUAUAAUGACGAGACAAAUCGUUCUAUCGCCGUCGUUCCUGGAAAAGCAGCAGACGUUGCUGGCUGUAGAUCCAGAAGCAUCAUCCACCGUGCGUGGAGGCGGCCAUAAAAGGAGGCCGAGUUUCGGGGAGGUGGCCGGUGAGACGGCGGCGGAUUGCGCGGCGGUUUCCUGCUGUUGCCCCUGCAUUCUGGUGAAUCUCGUGGUGCUGGCGGUGUACAAGGUCCCCACCGGGCUCUGCCGCAAGGCGCUAAGGAUUAGGCGGCGCCGCUCUAGGCUGCUGAGUACGGAUCGGUGGCCGCAGAGGCAGUUCAGCUUCAACGACGGAUCCGAACUACAAAUCUAUCACCUCUCCGCAUCGACGCCGGCGGCGGCGGCGAGUUCUCUGGAAUCUGACAAAGCUGUGAUUGAGCUGGAGAAGGAAAUGUGGGAAAAGUUCUACGGGGCUGGUUUCUGGAGGAGUUUCUCCCAACGGAGUGACAUAACUGACCUUUCGCGCUGACCGUUUCAAAAAAAUUACCGCUGUAAAAAUGGAAAAAAGAAUUUCAAUCUCACAUUUUACUGGCAAUUUUUUCAUCUGAUCUCUGUUUUGUGUUUGGGUGUUGUAAAUAUGAAGUUUGACGCAAAUGUCAAAAGGAGAACUGGUUUUACUGUACCGUUAAAAAUGAAUGGUAAAAACCAUACUAUACUAUAUUCAGUUUUGGAAUUGGCAAUAUCUAAUUUGUUUUAUGUGUAAUUUUGGAUGAGAUGUUCCAAUCGUCAAGUAGAAUAGUCAAUAAAAUUUGUAUGUAUACCUGAUGUACAUGCGCCAACUGCAUAAAUAAGCCAAUUUCAACUUAGGUAGUACUAGUUUUGUCUGUGUUAGCAAUUUUUUUUUUUUAAAUUUGAUCAAUCAUUUAAAAUAGUAUAUUUAUAAGAAACUUGUAAAUAUAAUAUACUCCGUCUGUC